Rhinocladiella mackenziei CBS 650.93 is the source of this 675-nucleotide messenger RNA. RefSeq lists its product as uncharacterized. The record is from RefSeq and is a predicted model, not a curated record. NCBI's taxonomy places the organism in Eukaryota, Fungi, Ascomycota, Eurotiomycetes, Chaetothyriales, Herpotrichiellaceae. The transcript is spliced from 2 exons. The coding region runs from base 1 to 675 and encodes 224 amino acids.
AUGUCAUUGACUGGGGCUACAGGCGGAGCGAACAAUUAUGUCCAAUAUACGGGAAAUGGCUCGAUAGCGUCCGGAUGGCCAUCCGCCUUGACAUGGGUUUCCUUCAACGACAUGUGGGUUGCAAAUCAACACACCAUCUCAAGAAGCUGCGACAUUUUGUACAAUGAGGCCAAUAACUCAGACCAAGAGACUCAAGACCUGUACGAUGCCAUCAAGCAGAUCGCCCAUCAAACUCGAGUCGACCACCGCUUCAUUCUCGCCGCCGUGAUUCAGGAAACAAAAGGAUGUGUGCGAGCGGAGACCAGUGUGUCACCAGACGGAAUCCGAAAUCCUGGUCUACUUCAAUCAUUCAAGGGGACAUAUUCUUGUAAUGAUAAUGGCAAGGUUCAAACCCCUUGCCCUAAGGACACGAUCCUCGGCAUGAUUUCAGAUGGAGUUGCUGGCACAGACGCCGGACAUGGAUUCGCAGCCGAUAUCAACGCCCAAGCAGAUGUUGCGGGAAUUGAAUACGCCGAGGCAUACUACCGCGCAGCACGCCUAUACAACUCCGGUGCCAUCGAUCCGUCCGGAGACUUGGGCAAAGGUUCUGCUACUCAUUGCUACUCCAGCGAUAUUGCAAAUAGACUAGUUGGUUGGACGGACAGUGAGUCGAAAUGCACAUUGGAUGAUGAUUAG